CAUGAAGGGCGGGACGGACAGGAAGCUGCCACGCUCACUGGAGAUACAUACUAGCAAACUACUGGCAAACCAUCAGCAUACCUCAGAGAGGAAACAGCUUAUUUCCACUGCGACCGUCUCUGCUAAAAAUCAGGAAAUCCACAAUUAUGUUCCUGUCAGGCCUAACGCAAACAGGGAUGUUUCCAUACACAGUAUGGACGGGAGUCCAAAUGAACAGCUGUCCAGUGCCCAUUCAUCUAUCGUCUACAGUUCUGUGUUGCUGGCUAAUCAGAACAAGCUCUCAACAGUCCUCGUGGAAGAUGUGGAAAAAACACCACCUCCUCUACAAAUUGCAACCUCUGAGGACGAGGAUCCGGUUGGACAGCUGACGUUGAAGACCACGCGAGACGCAAACGGUCAACUUAAGUUGACGUCAGUCCAUUUCCAUGUAGAAAAGCUUGAAUCUAAAAAGGACUUGGUUUUAGCUCAGCUGAAUCGCUUGAAUAGCUCUGAAUCGUCGGACUCCGGGUGUGUGGAUGAGACGCUAAACACUCCGACCCCAAGGGACUCUGACUCAACUCAUUCAGAUCCACUUGGAGUUUACCUACGCAAUGACGUACUACCAAAAGAUGUCAAUCCAACUUCGGAAUACAAACAAAACUGGAUGCCUCUAAUUGCGCCUAAAGACAAGCAAGACUACGUGAGCAGAGAUCAACCUUGGGGGUUUUCUGGUUUUAGAGAAACAGAGGAAGGCGAUUUAAAUGACAAUGCAGGAAUGCCAGGAAAAUUUCUUCAAGGUUGGGUGUUACAGAUACAAGAGUGACACUUUACUAUUCCUUCAAGCAUUGGAAAGCUUUUCUUAUCGACUGUACCCUUCAAGAAAGUUGGACAAGUUACAAACUUACAUUUCAGUCCCUUCAGGAUAUACAGUAUGUGCAUUGUGAUUGACUAGAAACUUGUCUGUUUUGUCGAUACAUGCUAUGUGAUUGAAUGGAGGUGAGCCCAUCGUUUCUCUACACGUGGUCUAUGUACGUAUGAUCUGUGAUUGACUAUCAAAAUGUUCACUGUUUGUCAAUUUGAACUAAAAUCUACUGGUCACUAGUCCAUAAUGAGGAAUUUGCUUUUGGCAGGAUUUGUUGACAAUUGACUAGAUUUUCAGUGAAGUUUCAGUGUUUGGCAAAGAUUUUGCAGAAUCCUGGAGGCCUUUAGACCAGGGGUCCCCAACCUUUUUUGCACCACGGACCGGUGUGAUUAGGGUCUUUUUUUCCACAGACCGGUGUUCUGUCAAAUUUUGCACCCAUAUAAAAUUUUGCUCCAAAAGCUUUUGUGGCAGUGAAAAAAAGCCCUCUUUUAUAUUCAGUUGGACUCUUAAUGUUAUCCAACGGUGCUAAAAAAACUUAACAUCACAAACAUACAGUGGGGCAAAUAAGUAUUUAGUCAGCCACUAAUUGUGAAAGUUCUCCCACUUGAAAAUAUUAGAGAGGCCUGUAAUGGCGUACCGCACGCAGACUAUUUUUUGACCGUGACGUCGCAUCGUAAAGCGGAAGUAAACCCGAAGUGGGACAUUAUAGACCAGCCCUCGCAUAGACUUAACGUAAUUUGUGCUAAUUUUCGCCGGUAAUCUUUCAAAAACGAACAUGCCGAUCACGCAUUGCUUUUUUGGAACUUGGAGAAACUACUCUAGACAUUACGACACAUGAAGGAUGUUUCUUCUUACGUUUCCGGAAACCAAAAACUCGGGAGGAAAAAAUGUGAAGACCGAAUCAAUUUGCGCGGACUUUAACACCAGCUCGGUGAAUCCAUUCACAUUUCGUAUGCAGUAAACAUUAUGUUGGGUUGGCAUGGUCUUUCAGAGGACAAAGAGCUAAGCCAUUUUUAUAUUUUUAACUUAUUCUUUUAGCGUAACGUCGUGCUGUACUGCUUCUGUCUGACAAUGAAUGACCUGAAAAGAAUUACAAUGGUAUCUGACUGCCACUGUUACCGUUUCUGUUAUAUAUAUAUAUUAUAUAAAACAACUUUAGUAAGGGGGAAGUGUAAAUAAAUUAUAGAAUUAAGAUGUGUUAUCAAUGAAAAAACUAAAAAAGUUCGUUGGCUGUCACUGAGUAGCAUUUGCGAUCGCUACACAAAGCCAACUAAAUUACCCCCAAGAACGGUAAGAGACGUAGGACAACCAGAGGAUAUAUAAGAAAGACAGGGCUGAUGGUAAAGGAUAGCUUGUUGAAACAGGAGAAUGUCAUUGUCAGUCGCGUCGAUAAAAAAGCUAAAGCUAUGCUUAGGUCGGCUCGUUUUUUUCCGUAUUUUUCAGCCUUCGACACUCAAGCCAUCUCUUUAACUGAAGAUUUUUAUGUUCUUCUACAUCUUUGCCAGUGAAUUUGGCACCAGGCACAUCAUUUUCGGAGAAAAUUGGGAGGUUUAGCUCUGUAAACAUCUCCUUCGUACACGAUUUCCAUUCAUUUCCUAUUAGGGACAAACCGUGGCUUCUCCCUACUUAGCAACAGUAGCUAAUGUCAUUAAUAUUAAUGAGCGGAAGUGACGUGUUGCUUGCGGUACGCCAUUGCCAAUUUCAACAAUGGGUAAACCUCAACCAUGAGAGACAGAAUGUGGAAAAAAAAC
Corythoichthys intestinalis (scribbled pipefish) is the source of this 2592-nucleotide messenger RNA. RefSeq lists its product as uncharacterized. The transcript has 2 exons. The record is from RefSeq and is a predicted model, not a curated record. The coding region runs from base 2 to 802 and encodes 266 amino acids. NCBI's taxonomy places the organism in Eukaryota, Metazoa, Chordata, Actinopteri, Syngnathiformes, Syngnathidae.